This is a messenger RNA of Melanotaenia boesemani (Boeseman's rainbowfish), 4295 nucleotides long. RefSeq names its product NACHT, LRR and PYD domains-containing protein 12-like. Gene Ontology annotation, biological process: regulation of apoptotic process. The transcript is spliced from 11 exons. The coding region runs from base 502 to 4185 and encodes 1227 amino acids. Lineage: Eukaryota; Metazoa; Chordata; Actinopteri; Atheriniformes; Melanotaeniidae. The record is from RefSeq and is a predicted model, not a curated record. Gene Ontology annotation, molecular function: protein binding.
UUUUCUUGUUGCGCUAACGUGCAGAAGACAUAGGUAGAUCAUGUUGGCCGCGUGCACCAUUCACACACAUGUAGGAGACAGUCUGUCCGCAUCCUGACGGAGUGGAGCCACCCAACUUUCUCCAGAAACUGCCUUUCCCUGCUGUUCCUGUUGCCGGUACAUGCUGUUCACCUGCGUGCUCACGGCUAUAAUCCUGUAUCUGCCUGUUCUCAAGUAAAGUGUUACACCUUCUUGGAUGACUCGUCAGCUUUCUAACCGAAGCCCUGCAUCGGUCGGUAACAGUCCUGAAUCAGCAACCGGGGGUCGUAACUUCCCCACAGAGGCAUAUCCCUUUUUUUGUAAAUGGGAAGCUAAUUUAUGCAACAGAAGGUUCGCUUCCCUAUUUUGAGCUCUUUUUGUACAUGAACAAAGACUGUUUAAUGAUCCAGAUAUAAGCAUAUCCUUCAGUGUAAUAUAUUAAAAUUGUGUUUGUACAAAUUAUUAAAUUCAGCAAAAGAAAUCAUGGCAACAUCUUCUGAGCUGUUGGCAAUAUUGGAAGAUUUAGCAGAAGAGGAGUUUCGAAAGUUCAGAUGGUUUCUGCAACAGCCGGAGGACUUGAAAGAUUUCCCUGCAAUCCCGAGAUGCAAACUAGAGAAUGCAAACAGGAUGGACACAGUGACUGAGCUCAAAGAGACUUAUAACAAAAAUGCAGUUGAAGUGGCCGUUAAAGUUUUGAAGAUAAUCAGAAGGAAUGACUUGGUGCAGCGGUUGGUAAACAUCAACCCAGCAUCAAAAGAAAUUCUUGCUACCUGCCAACAUAAACUAAAAUCCAACCUUCAAAAGAGGUUUCAACAUUUGAGUGAAGAACCUACUAAAUCUGAGAAGCAUGUGUCCAUGAAUGAGCUCUACAUUGAACUUGAUGUAAGAGAGGAAUCUCGUCCCUUGGAACAAACCAUGAGUAAGGACCUCUUCAAAACCAUCUUUAGUCAAUGUUCAUUGAGAACAUUAAUGACAAAAGGGGUGUCUGGUAUUGGGAAAACUGUACUCACACAAAAACUUACUUUGGAUUGGUCCACUGACAGAGAAGCAAAUGAUGUGGAGUUUGUGUUUCCGUUCACUUUCCGAGAACUAAAUCUUCUGAAGGGGAGAGAUUAUAGCUGGUUGGAUCUUAUUCAUUACUUCUUUGCUGACAUUAAAGAAGCAGGAAACCGCAGUUUGGAUAAACUCCAGAUUGUGUUUAUCUUUGAUGGCCUAAAUGAGUGUCAGUUCCCUUUGGACUUUGACAACAAUGAGAUCCUGACUGAUAUAACUGAUACUGCUUCGGUGGAUGUUCUGCUCACGAACCUUAUCAUGGGAAAACUAUUCCCUGCUUCUCGCAUCUGGAUAACCACGACUCCCGAGGCAGUCAGCAAAAUCCCUCCACGAUACAUUAAUAUGAUGACAGAAGUAAGAGGCUUCACUGACCCAAUGAAGGAGGAGUACUUCAGGAGAAGAUUUCAAAAUAAAAAGCUGGCCAGUAGAAUUAUCUCUCACAUUAGAGCUUCCCGAAGCCUUCACACGAUGUGCCAAAUCCCAGUCGUGUGUUGGGUCGCUGCAACCGUUUUGGAGGACAUGUUGAAAGGCAAUAAAAGAGACGAGGUGCCAAAGACCCUGACUGAAAUGUACACACACUUCCUGGUGGUUCAGUCCAAACAAGCAAAUGAAGGGGCUGAGACUCCUCCACUCUGGAUCACAGACACAAUCAUUUUGUCGCUGGGAAAACUUGCUUUUGAGCAGCUGAAGAAAGGAAAUGUGAUUUUCAGUGAAAGAGAUCUUAUAGAUUGUGGUAUAAAUGUCAGAGCAGCCUUACUGUACUCAGAUGUGUUUUCAUACAUCUUUAUAGAAGAGUUUGGGCCAAACCGGGAAAAACGUUUCAGUUUUGCUCAUCUAAGCAUUCAGGAAUUUCUGGCUGCUGUUCAUGUCAGUGUGUCAUUCAUCAGUUCUGGUGUCAACGUCUUGUAUGAGGGACAGUCAACCUGUCAAAGAUCUGAAGACACUUCAGAUCAAUCUCCAGGAAACAAUAUUUACCAAACUGCAGUAGAGAAGGCUUUACAGAGUCCAAAUGGACACCUGGACUUGUUUCUCCGCUUCUUGUUUGGCUUAUCACUGCAGACCAAUCAAGCUCUUCUUCAAGACUUAUUUAAACAGUCAGGCGCUAACUUAGAGAGCAGUCAGGAGAAAGUCCAAUACAUCAGACAGAAGAUCAGGGAGAAUCCCUCUCCAGAACUGUGCUUCAACCUCUUCCACUGUUUAAAUGAGUUGAAGGAUCAUUCUUUAGGGGACGAGAUUCAAAUGUACCUAAGUUCAGGAAGUCCACAGUCUAAAAACCUGUCUCCUUCCCAGUGGUCAGCUCUAGUUUUCAUCUUGCUGUCAUCAAACAGUGAGCUGGAUGUGUUUGACCUGAAGAAAUUCUCUGCUUCAGAGAAGGAACUUCAGUAUCUGCUGCCAGUGGUUCAUACUUCAAGUCAAACUAUUCUAAGUGGCUGUAAGCUGUCAGAGAGAAGUUUGAAUGAUCUGGAGUCCGUUCUGGGAUCACCAUCCUCCAAUUUGAGAGACCUGGACUUGAGUUACAACAGCGUGAUGGAUAAAGGAAUCUUGCACCUUGCAAGUGGUUUGACGAAUCAGGAAUGUAGACUAAAAACUCUCAGGUUGAGUGGUUGUGAUUUGACAUCCUCUUCUUGUGAAGACCUAUCCUCACUUCUCAGCUGCCAGUCCUCUAGUCUUAAAGAGCUGGAUCUUUCCAGCAACAAACUGGGAGGAUUAGCAAUACAGAAACUUUCUGUGGGAUUGGAGACUCCACAAAGUGGAAUUGAAACUCUCAGGCUGAUUUGCUGUGAGCUGACAUGGAAAGACUGUGAUGCAGUAGCCUUCUUCCUCAGCUCCAAGCAUUCCAGUGUGAGACAUCUGGACCUGAGUAUAAACAACUUCCAGGAUUCAGGAGUACUGAUUUUCAGGAGUGGACUUGAGAGUCCAAAUUGCCAACUGGAAACACUGAGACUAAGUUUUUGCGACUUGUCAGAAAAAAGCUGUGAAGUUCUGGCUUCAGUUCUUGGUUCCCAGACCUGGUCCUCCAGUUUGAAAGAGCUGGACUUAAGUAACAACAACUUGCUGGAUUCUGGAGUGAAGUUUCUCUCUGCUGGACUGGAGAGUCAGCACUGUAACCUGGACGCACUCAGGUUGAGUCGGUGUAAGCUGUCAGAGAGAAGCUGUGAAGUUCUGGCUUCAGUUCUCGGCUCUAAAGCUUCAAGUCUUAAAGAAUUGGACCUGAGCAGCAACGAUCUACAUGAUUCAGGGGUCAAGCAGCUUUCUAAAGGACUUGAAAGUCCACAAUGUAUCCUGGAAACUCUCAGGCUGUCUGGCUGUCUGGUCACAGAGGUGGGCUGUUCUUCUUUGGUCUUAGCUCUGAACUCCAACCCCUCCCACCUUAAAGAGCUGGACCUGAGCUACAACCAUCCAGGAGACUCUGGAGUGAUGGCACUGUCUGCUGUUCUGGAGGAUUCCCGGUACAGACUGGAAACUCUAAGAGUUGAUCAUGGCGGAGUGGAGCGGUUAAAAUCUGGUCUGUUAAAGUAUGCCUGUGAACUCACAUUGGACCCAAACACAGCCCACAGACAGCUUGUCCUGUCAGAGGACAACAAACAGGUGACAUGUAUGGAGGAGGAACAACUUUAUCAGUAUCAUCCAGAAAGAUUUAAUACCUUCAAACAGGUGAUCUGUCAGAAUGGACUGACUGGUUGCUGCUACUGGGAAAGUAAAUUAAGUAUAAAAAAGGGAAGCUGUUUUGUUGGGGUAACUUAUAAAGGAAUCCGCAGGAGAGGAGAUGAUAAUGAAUGCAGGCUUGGACGCAAUGACAAGUCCUGGAGUAUGUGCUGUGAUGAGUACUACUACGCUUUGCACAAUAACAUAGAAACACAUUUAGCUUCACCUCAGCCGUCUACUGGUAGAGUUGCAGUGUAUUUGGACUGGCCUGCUGGCACUCUUUCCUUUUACAGGGUCUUCUCUGGCACACUGACUCAUCUUUACACAAGUUACUGCAGAUUCACUGAACCACUUUAUCCUGGCUUUGGUUUUGAGAUUAGGUACGCAUUAUCAGAGUAUGACUUUGCAGCGGCUUUGUGUCCAGUUGAUGAGGGAUCAAAUUCUGAUGGAAGUGAAGAGAAGACAUAGUUGAAUUCUUGUCAGCCUUUAAUAGUUUUGACUUCAGUAACACUGAAUGUCUACAAAUUUCAAUAAUAAUGGAUGUUGCUGUGGCGUCCUUGCGUAUAUUCAAAUAUAAA